Messenger RNA from Cladophialophora psammophila CBS 110553, 828 nucleotides. RefSeq names its product enoyl-CoA hydratase. NCBI's taxonomy places the organism in Eukaryota, Fungi, Ascomycota, Eurotiomycetes, Chaetothyriales, Herpotrichiellaceae. Bases 1 to 828 code for a protein of 275 amino acids. The record is from RefSeq and is a predicted model, not a curated record. Gene Ontology annotation, molecular function: catalytic activity. The transcript has a single exon.
AUGAGCGAAUCGCCCAUCGCUGUGUCGAAAAGCCCGUCUGGAAUAACGACAAUCACAAUCACCCGGCCCCAUCGCCGCAAUGCGGUGAAUCCAUCCACUGCCCGCGCCCUAUACGCUGCCUUCAUUAACUUCGAGGAAGACGCCUCUCAGAAAGUUGCCGUUUUCACCGGUUCCGAGGGGGCUUUUUGCGCUGGUGCAGACCUUGUCGAUCUGACGGCCCAAUCCAAGAAAGACCCGGCCACGCUCGAUCCGCUGGAUAGGAAUCAUCUGCAACCAGUCCAAGAUCGCAACUGCGGUCCGAUGGGUCCCUCGCGGCUGCAGGUGAAGAAACCAGUCAUCGCUGCCGUGGCGGGCCACGCCGUCGCUGGGGGUCUCGAACUGAGUCUUUUGGCUGACAUGCGGGUUGUCGAAGAGGACGCAAUAUUCGGCGUCUACUGUCGUCGCUGGGGUGUGCCCCUGAUAGACGGCGGCACAGUCCGCUUGCAGGCCAUUGUUGGCCUGGGACGGGCGUUGGAUAUGAUUCUCACCGGACGACCAGUUUCUGCGCAGGAAGCUCUGUCAAUGGGUCUAGCGAAUAGGGUCGUCCCCAAGGGCAAGGCGCUUGAAGAAGCCGCCAAGAUCGCCGAGUCGUUGCUGAGAUUUCCAAACGGGUGUAUGAAUGUCGAUCGGAAUUCAUGCUAUUAUGCGGCAUAUAACAGUGCGACUUUUGAAGAUGCAAUGAGGAAUGAAUAUGACCGCGGCGUGAAGGUGUUGCAGUCGGAAAGUAUCCCUGGUGCUGCUCGAUUUGCGGCGGGCCUAGGGAGACACGGUGGAUUUGAUAAGUUGUGA